This is a messenger RNA of Striga hermonthica, 906 nucleotides long. NCBI's taxonomy places the organism in Eukaryota, Viridiplantae, Streptophyta, Magnoliopsida, Lamiales, Orobanchaceae. The record is from the annotation of a GenBank genome assembly.
AUGAGCCAAGAAGGCCAAACCUUGGAGAAAUUCUGGAGCGAGUUGCACAACAUAUGGACUGAAAUCGACCAAAGGGAUCCAAAUCCCCUAGAGUGCUGUGAUAAGGGGAUACUAACUUACCAGAAAAUAAUCUCCCAGAAAAGAUUGUAUCAAUUCCUCGCAGGCCUUAACCCCCAACUGGAUGGGAUUCGACGAGAUAUACUCAAAGAGAAGCCAAACCCCUCACCAGAAGUUGCCUUCGCCACCGUCAAACGAGAGGCUGCCCGACUACAUAUUAUGCAGCCGAUAUCCAACUCUGGUGGUCUGGACCCAAGUAUAGGAGUUGGACUUGGGGUGAAACAUCCAAACCCUAUGUCAGACCCGGCUCGGAUGCAAUCAAAUGGUAACUCAGCCAAUCGAUUCGGGCAAAGUUCAUCGUGCAACAAAAUUGACAAGACCAAAUUGGUCUGCUCACAUUGUGGGAUGAAGAAGCAUACACGGGAGACUUGCUUCCAGUUGGUUGGCUACCCAGAAUGGUGGGAAGAGGGGCAUCGGAUUGCAACCGCAAAGGGGAAGAGUGCGGUCGCCGUCGACGAAGCCCAAGUAGAGGAACCUCAAGAUCAGACCCAUAUCGGGUUUGGAGGGGCAACAACAAAAAUCACCGGAGGGGGAAAUCAGACAGAACAUUGCAGUUCAUAUGAGGGGAAAAAUGAAUGGGCAGCGAUGCAAAAUGAAUUCAGGAUAUCCGGACGGGGAAGAUCAUUGGGCGUGGCACUGAAAGGAAUGGACUUUACUAUGUGGACGAGAUUGACUCCAAAGGUACUGUACUACUUGCCCAUGGUUCUUCCGAACGAGAUAUUUGGCUGUGGCAUCAGAGAUUGGGUCACCCUUCUACUAACUACCUUAAACUUCUCUUUCCAGCUUUAG